GGCUCUCCAGGUCCCACGGGUGAGAACGGACCCCCAGGGGCCCCUGGGCAAGAGGGGUCCUGCUGGCUCCCCCGGCCCCGAGGGGCGUCAGGGUGAGAAAGGUGCCAAGGGAGAGCCGGGAGCCCUGGGUGCCCCUGGGCAGACGGGCGCCGUGGGGCCGCAGGGGCUGCCGGGCAAGCAGGGACCUGACGGGCUCAGGGGGCUGCCAGGCUCCGUGGGGGAACAGGGCAAACCAGGCACCAGGGGCCAGGCUGGGCCCCCAGGACCAGUGGGACCCCCGGGGCUGCCCGGCCUCAGAGGCGACGCCGGUGCCAAGGGAGAGAAGGGUCACCCCGGGCUCAUCGGCCUCAUCGGGCCCCCGGGGGAGCAGGGAGAGAAGGGAGAGAGGGGGCUGCCCGGGCCCCAGGGCUCGGCCGGGCACAAGGGAGACACCGGCAUCCCCGGUGCCACCGGCCCCAUCGGCCCCAGCGGCCCCCCCGGACUGCCCGGCCCAGCCGGCCCCAAAGGUGCCAAAGGAGCCAUGGGCCAAGCAGGACCCAAAGGGGAACGUGGACCCCCCAGGACCCCCUGGGGCACCCCGUGAGGCCCCCCCGGGGAGGUGAUCCAGCCCCUGCCCCUGCAGCUGCCCAAGAAGAGCAAACGCUCCAUCGACGGCAGCCGCCUGCUGGGGCAGCAGGAGGAGGAGGAGGAGGAGGAGGAAGGCCAGAGGGCAGCUGCUGACCAGCCCCCUCGGGACUAUGCUGAGGGCAUGGAGGAGAUUCUGGGCUCCCUCAGCUCCCUGAAGCAGGAGAUCGAGGGGCUGAGGCGGCCCCUGGGCACCCAGGAGCACCCUGCCAGGACCUGCCAGGACCUGGGGCUCAGCCAGCCUGGGCUGCCCGAUGGUGAGUACUGGAUAGACCCCAACCAGGGCUGUGCCAGGGACUCCUUCAAGGUUUACUGCAACUUCACAGCGGGAGGAGAGACCUGUGUGUUCCCCAGCGAGGCCGUGAGGGAGGUGAAGAUGUCGGCGUGGGAGGAGGAGGAGGAGGUGACCCAGCGAUGGUUCAGCAGCUUCCAGAAGGGCAGCAGGUUCUCAUACACAGACGCCUCGAGGCAGCCCCUCGGCGUGGUGCAGCUCACCUUCCUGCGGCUCCUCAGCACCUCUGCCCGCCAGAACUUCACCUACCACUGCCAGGGCUCGGUGGGCUGGCACAGCACGGCCUCUGGGGACCACCAGCGUGCCAUCAGCCUCCUGGGUGCCAACGAGGAGGAGCUGAGCCACCACAGCAGCCCCUACAUCAGAGCCCUGAGGGACGGCUGCGCGACCCGGUCAGGACCCAGCCAGACGGUGCUGGAGCUCAGCACCCCUCGCCUGGAGCAGCUCCCGCUGCUCGACCUGCGCGUCUCGGACUUCGGCGAGCCCGGCCAGCGCUUCGGCUUCGAGCUGGGCCCAGUCUGCUUCCUGGGCUAGGACCAGACCCUCAGCACCCUCCCCAGGCUGAUCCUUACCUUCCUCACGUCCUUCUGGGAGCAGCGACGUGGCAGCAGCCGCUUCCCCCCGCGCCCAGGAGCCGAGGCAGCGGCCGUGCCCCGAGCCGGGGCCUGCAGGGACACCAAAGAGACUUUUACUGCUUAGAAUAAAUCUAUAUUUU
Colius striatus (speckled mousebird) is the source of this 1631-nucleotide messenger RNA. Its product is annotated as collagen alpha-1(V) chain-like. Gene Ontology annotation, molecular function: heparin binding; extracellular matrix structural constituent. Lineage: Eukaryota; Metazoa; Chordata; Aves; Coliiformes; Coliidae. The record is from RefSeq and is a predicted model, not a curated record.